Molecule: messenger RNA, 2895 nt
Organism: Elaeis guineensis (African oil palm)
Lineage: Eukaryota; Viridiplantae; Streptophyta; Magnoliopsida; Arecales; Arecaceae
Biological process (GO): protein dephosphorylation; 7-methylguanosine mRNA capping
Molecular function (GO): mRNA guanylyltransferase activity; ATP binding; mRNA 5'-triphosphate monophosphatase activity
Source: RefSeq, a predicted model, not a curated record
CAUGCGAGUCGGGCACACGGUCUAUUUAAUGCCUCCCACGCCCGUGUCCCCGACCCAACUUCUUCUGUCCGUGUGCCCUAGUCCCCAAAUCUUGAGAGCGAGGUAAAGCGAGAAGAAGGGGAAAGAAGGGAACGAGAAAAAGAAAGGAAAGGAGCGAACCGGAGGGCGGUAGCACUCGACGGCAGCCGCAGCCGCCGGCGGAUGCACGCGGUGGCCGUUUAUAAUAAGAAGUGCACCAUCUGGAAAAUGUGUGUGACAGGGGGAAAUCAACGAGAGUGCAACAAUAAUAAAAGCUGUGAAUUCACUUGGGAACCACAAGGUUUAUGAACUGGUGGAUGUUGAAUGAUCCUCUCCAUGGACUUAAAUGCAUCUCCUUUACCUGAAGAGGAUGACGAGCCUUAUGAAGAGCAGGCUGAGGGUGAAAUCAUACAUGAAGAGCAUGUGGAGUCUGCUGUUGCAACCAUGCGCAGGGAACGAGAAGAAAGGAAGCGUAGGUUGAAAAGAGAGAACCAAGAUGAAGGUGCAAAGCGGUUUUCACAACCAAUGAGAAAUGAUUUCUUCCCUCAAAAUAGAGGUGGUAGAUCCUAUGGAAGAGUUAAGGAAGUCCCCCAAGGUUGGUUGGAUUGCCCUGCAUAUGGUCAGUGCAUAGGCUAUAUUAUUCCUUCUAAAGUUCCUCUAGAUGAGACAUAUAACGAGUCUGUGGUGCCUGGCAAAAGAUAUUCUUCAAGACAAGUGAUUAAUAAACAGAGAAGAGCGGGGCGGGAACUUCAUAUGUGCCCGAACCUCCCACUUCGUUUGUUCUGCCGAUACAUUCCUCACCACGUCCACUUAUCACUUAUCAGCGUCGACCACAACCUGAGAUUUCGGAGACCGUUCCCACUCAAGAUUCAGCUUGGAUUGGUGAUUGAUUUGACAAAUACUACUCGCUAUUAUUCACCAUCAGAAUGGACAAAGCAAGGAAUAAAGCAUGUUAAGAUUACAUGUAAGGGACGUGAUGCUGUACCAGAUAAUGAAUCGGUAAACACAUUUGUUUAUGAGGUUAUGCAGUUUAUCUCCCGCCAAAAGCAUUCAAAGAAGUAUAUUCUUGUUCACUGUACUCAUGGGCAUAAUCGUACAGGGUUUAUGAUUGUCCAUUUUCUCAUGCGCUCACAGCUGUUGCAUGUCUCUGAUGCAUUACAUAUUUUUGCUCAAGCACGUCCUCCAGGGAUAUAUAAGCAGGAUUAUAUUGAAUCGCUUUAUAAGUUUUACCAUGAAAGUCCUGAAAAUUUGUUCUGCCCUAGCACUCCAGAGUGGAAAAGGUCUUCUGAUCUUGAUCUGAAUGGUGAAGCUGUGCAGGAUGAUGAUGAUGAUGAUGGUGAUACUGCAACUCUUUCAUAUGAGCAUAUGGAAAACAAAAUUAUAACAAAUGAUGAUGUUUUGGGGGAUGCAAUACCGUAUGACCAGCAAGACUCUCUGCGUCUGAUUUGUUACCAGUUACUUGAUUUAACGCCUUCAGUAAGGGGGAAUGCACAAUUUCCAGGAUCACACCCUGUUUCUCUCAACAGGGACAAUCUGCAAUUAUUAAGACAGCGGUAUUAUUAUGCUACGUGGAAAGCUGAUGGGACCCGGUAUAUGAUGCUUAUUACCACACAUGGCUGUUACUUAAUUGACCGAAAUUUUUGCUUUCGAAGGGUUCAAAUGCGUUUUCCUCUGAAGAAUGUGAAUGAGGGUUUUCAUAACCUGACUUUGAUUGAUGGGGAAAUGAUUAUCGACACACUACCUGAUACAGGACUGAAGAGAAGAUAUUUAGCAUAUGAUUUGGUGGCACUUAAUUCAUAUUCUGUAAUAAAGCUGCCCUUUUCUGAAAGGUGGAAGUUACUGGAGGAGGAAGUGGUUCGGCCUCGGAAUUAUGAGAGAAAACAGUUUGAAUGCGAAGGCAAAAGUAAUCCAAUUUACAGAUAUGACAUGGAACCAUUUAGCGUUAGGAGGAAGGAUUUUUGGUUGUUAUCUACAGUUGUUAAGCUUCUGAAGGAGUUCAUUCCAAAGCUUUCACAUGCAGCUGAUGGCCUUAUAUUUCAGGGUUGGGAUGAUCCUUAUGUGCCUCGUACCCAUGAAGGUCUUUUAAAGUGGAAGUAUCCAGAGAUGAACUCAGUUGACUUUCUGUUUGAGGUGGGAAGUGAGAGUCGCGAGUUGCUUUUUCUUUUUGAGAGAGGUAAAAAGAAACUCAUGGAUGGGGUACGGGUUAUAUUUAGAGGCGAAGAGGAUGUCUCAUCCCUUUCAGGAAAUAUCAUUGAGUGCUCCUGGGAUCCAGAUGGAGGCUGUUGGGUGUGCAUGCGAAUCAGAACAGAUAAAGCAACACCAAAUGAUAUUAACACUUAUCGGAAGGUGAUGCGGAGUAUUAAUGACAAUAUCACCGAAGAAGUGCUUCUAGAUGAGAUUGCAGAGAUAGUUCGCCUCCCAAUGUAUGCAGAUAGAAUAGCACGAGCGCAACAGCAGCAGCAUCGACGAAGGUGAGAAUGAUUCUAUGGUGGCUUAGUUCUUGAUGAUACUUCAGCCUUCUUAUAAAGUGGUAUUAUUGCCCGAGCCUUGCUAGUGUCUGGUUUCCAGUAGUUCAUGUGUAAUUAUUAGUGGUAGAUAGUAUGCUGUGAGGAUCGGAUGGUGCUAAUUGUUGCUGUCCAGUCAAAUCUUGUACAAGCCUCUGCCCUGUAUAAAUUUUUAGGCUUCAUGUAAAUCAGUUUCUUAUAUUUUUUAUUCAUGGUUAGUCAAGAACAUGGAAGAGCAUCAACAAGAUAUAAGUGGAAGAUAACCAGCAGGAGCAUGGAUUUACUCUGCCGUGCUCAUCCAACCUUAGCAUUUCAUUUGUUGUUAAUAUGUGCUGAAAUAAUUAAUAGUAGAUGUUUGUAUUGGUUUAUUGUC